Leucoraja erinaceus (little skate) is the source of this 8622-nucleotide messenger RNA. RefSeq names its product nuclear receptor subfamily 6 group A member 1. Gene Ontology annotation, biological process: regulation of DNA-templated transcription. Gene Ontology annotation, molecular function: sequence-specific DNA binding; zinc ion binding; DNA-binding transcription factor activity. Bases 3619 to 4938 code for a protein of 439 amino acids. The transcript is spliced from 9 exons. The record is from RefSeq and is a predicted model, not a curated record. Lineage: Eukaryota; Metazoa; Chordata; Chondrichthyes; Rajiformes; Rajidae.
UCUAGUGAAACAGCAGCAGUGGGUGGUUUAAACGAUAACAUUUCUGAUCCUUAAAGAAUGUUGGGCUUCAUAACAAGAGGAUUUCAGUAUAGGAGUAAAGGGGUCCUUCUGCAGUUGUAUAGGGCUCUGGUAAGACCACAUCUGGAGUAUUGUGUACAGUUUUGGUCUCCUAAUUUGUGGGACAUCCUUGUGAUUGAGGCACUGCAGCGUAGGUUCACGAGAUUGAUCCCUGGGAUGGUGGGACUGUCAUAUGAGGAAAGAUUUAAAAUAUUAGGCUUGUAUUCACUGGAGUUUAGAAGGUUGAGGGGGGAUCUUUUAGAAACAUAUAAAAUUAUAAAAGGACUGGACAAGCUAGAAGCAGGAAAAUGUUCCCAAUGUUGGGCGAGUUCAGAACCAGGUGCCACAGGCUUAGAAUAAAGGGGAGGCCAAUUAAGACUGAGGUGAGAAAAAAACGUUUUCACCCAGAGAGUUGUGAAUUUGUGGAAUUCCCUGCCACAGAGGGCAGUGGAGGCCAAAUCACUUGAUGGAUUUAAGAGAGUUAGAUAGAGCUCUAGGGACUAGUGGAAUCAAGGGAUAUGGGGAGAAGGCAGGCACGGGUUAUUGAUUGGGGAUGAUCAGCCAUGAUCACAAUGAACGGCGGUGCUGGCUCAAAGGGCCCAACGGCCUCCUCCUUCGCCUAUUUGCUCUGUUUCUGUUUCUAAAAGUUAAAUGUGAUAAUAACAAUGCACAUGUUUUACCUACUUUUUCUCCACAGUUCUUCAGAGUCAUGUUCAACUUUUUAUUCUGUGACAAUAGCUGUUAAUGUAUUUGAUGUUUUAAUCCAUUUCAUUGUGGAAAAUUGACACUAUACCCGAAAGACCAUGAAUGUUGGGACAACUGGAGCAUUCCAAAAUAUUUUUUAUUUGUCAGGCAAGAGUGUUACGGGUAGUUAUUUAAAGUACAGAUUGGACACGAUCUGAUAGGUUAGUUGGCGGGACUCUGAAUAUGUCUUCUCUUAUGACCCAAGUUUGCAUUGAUGUUAUUCUGAUGAAAUACUGUCCAAUGAAGUUGGUUUAAUAUCUGUAUUUUGAGCAAAGGAGUCAGUCUCUUCCCUGCCAUUCUCUCUUAAAUGUUUAUGUUAUUAUUUUCUAAAUUCUGGACUCAAAUUUACUCAUCUACAAUCAGAACUGCCCUCAUUGCAUCAGAUGGGCAUAACUCCUAUGCCAUAAUUACCUCUGGGUAUCAUCCUGGAAAAUAUAUAUAACAGCACCCUGUUCUUCUCCUAAUGGUGUCACCCAAAUUUCCCCAACAUUUAAAUAGCUCACAGACACUUUUGCUAUAAACCUUUCCCCUCUCUUUCCCUUUCCCACUGUCAAAUCUCACGUAAUCUCAACAUUGCCUUAUUUCUGAAGACUCAUUCCCUCUUGGUUUCUUUGCAUGUUCCAGACUUUCUCUGGGUUCUCAUUUGCUCCCUUGACCCCAGGUUAAAGUGCCUUUUGGGGUCUGAUUGACACUGUCGUAUCUCAAUUAGAGUAUUUAAGGAAAGGAUGCUUUUGUUUCUUUCUUUGACAACAAUAUGGUGUAUAAAUCCAGGGCCAUUUAACUGCCUCCCCAGCUGGUUUACGCUGGGGUGAAUGGUUAAAAAUCACUCUGAUUGCUCUAAAGAGUAGAUUUAUUCAAAUAUUUUUGUUAAUUAAGAAAAUCUGUUCAUUUAAAAUUGUUCUCUGGUUUCAAUGCUUCAUAUGGAUGUUUUGAUUUUUUAUUGUUUUGAAUGAAAUAGCCAGCUGAUUUUCCACUGUAUGUAAUACAUCAGGAAGAAUCUCUGCUAGAGUUUAAUUGACAUUUUAGCUGAUUAUUAUAAUAAAAUAUACAAAGGUUGUUGGAAUGUUCAGGGUAGAUUAUGAAAGUGGUUUAAAAGACAUUGUGUGUUGCGUUUUUUAAAUGGAGGCAUAGAGAGCAAGUGCAGGAAAAUAUGGACAACAAUGGAUCAGUUUUAAUUGAAGUUUGAGUGCAAUUCUGGACAGCAUCCUUUAAGAAAUAACUAAACACCUUUGCAUGGAGUGCACAAGAAGCUUAUUAAAAUAAUUCCAGCAGGAAGCACUUUAGUUGUUUGAAUAGCUGAGAGAAACUGAGGUAAUUCUCCUCGCUGCAUAGGAGGUUGUAAGAGGAAAUGGUCGAGAUGUUUAAAUCAUGAAGGUUAUUGACAAAGUUAAUUGAAAUAAACUGUUUGUGUUGCCAGAAAGGUAAAAAACUAGGGGCCAUGAAUUGAAAGUGAUUGGCAAAAGAACCAAAGCCAACAUACAGAAAAAUGUUUUUACACAGCAAGUGGUUAGGGUCUGGAAUGCACUGCCUGGGGUAGUAGUGAUGGCAGUCACAAUUGUGUUUGAGAGAAAACUGGGUAUGUAUCUGAACAGAUUUUGCAGAGUCAUGGAGAAAGUGGAGGAGUGGGAUUAGCUAGAUUGCUUUAACAUAGAUUCAGUGCAGCCUUGAUGAGCUGAAUGGUUUCAUUCUGUGCUGCAAUCCUUUGCCAUUCUGUAAUUUAAAAUUCCACUUUCUACGUGUACUGUAGAUAAUUCUCUAUUAUUAGAAUGCAAACAGAUUAAUCAAGAGAUUUUUUACCAUGGGAGUAGACUGUAAGGAAUGAAAAUUGUGUUUCUAUUAAGAUGUAUAUACAAAUUUAAGAUGUUUUGCAUCUGAAUAUACCAUUUUUGUUUAGGAUUUUGCACAUUGUAGUGCUUUACUUCAUUCGAUGUGUGCUUAUAGAGUUGACCUUCACUUUAGGUGGCCGUGUUUUUGGCUUUGAUUGUUAGUAACCAGGAUCUAAGGGCAGAGGUCAGCAAUAUAAGUGCACAAAAUUGUGCAUUGCUACUAUCAAUUCUUUCUGCAAAAAUUUUUUAAAGAUAAAAUAAAACAAUUAAGUGGGGAGCUACACUGGUUUUAUCACCAAAAGCAUCAAUACUCUGCAACUUUAAAUACACUGAUUUUGGGAUUCAUUUCAAUUUAAUAAAUUGGCAUCUUUUGCGACUGUUUUUUGUCGACAAUUCUUUUUGGGAUUGUUUUUGAGUUAUUGUUCUGAACUGAUUAUAUAUAGUAUAUUUAUUUCCACAUCAGUUAACUCGUCAGCUCAGACCUUACAAAUUGAAAAGGCACACCAAUGCAUUUCCUUGAGAGUAAAUUCAUCGCCUUUUGGCUGUUAUUGGUUGUCAGCUAUAGUCCUGUCAAAUAUCAGCUUUCCAAUCAUGAGGCUGGGGCCUGGUCAAGCAACUCCUCUUAUUUUAAUGAGGACCCUGUUGGCAAGGAGGUGUAACAUUUAGUAUAUUUAUGAGGACAAUGUUUUCAGGACUUAAGAGAAAAUUAGCAAAUAUGAAGUCUUAUUUUUAAAUAGUGAAAGUUAUUUUCCCAAUUGGUGCAACGUGAGACCGUCAGGUACUCUAUUUGGCUUUAAAACAUAAUUUGAAUUCUUUAAUUUGAAUCUGAAAAGCCCCUUAUUGGUGACAUCACACAUCAUUAACAUAAAGAUCCGAUUCGGCUGGCUUUCAUCAACAUAAUGGCAGGGAGAUGUGCUUCCAGGAGGACAUGGCUCACUGAUCAGGAAGGGGGACUAAUCAUGCCUUUUUAAAAGCUUCUGUCUUACUUGGAAUGAAGCAAGAAUCAACCUUUAUGGAAGAUGAUCGCACUGAUCAGCGAACCUGCCUUAUUUGUGGAGACACAGCUACGGGUUUGCACUAUGGUAUCAUUUCGUGUGAGGGAUGCAAAGGCUUUUUCAAACGUAGUAUUUGCAACAAGCGGGUUUACAGAUGCAGCCGAGACAAAAAUUGUGUCAUGUCACGCAAGCAACGAAACAGAUGCCAGUACUGCCGACUACUUAAGUGUCUCCAAAUGGGCAUGAACCGAAAAGCAAUCAGGGAGGAUGGAAUGCCGGGAGGUAGAAACAAAAGUAUUGGUCCUGUUCAGAUAUCUGAAGAAGAGAUUGAAAGAAUUAUGUCGGGACAAGAAUUUAAGGAGGAGGCUAACAAUUCGUGGAGUAACAAUGGAGACAGUGAUCACAGCUCCCCUGGCAACGGUAUAUCUGAGGGGAACCAACCAUCACCUGUUUCUACUCCUUCCUCAAGCAGAUCAAUGGAACUGAAUGGGUACACUGCACUCAGGGAUCAAUUCAUAGGGACACCAGUCUCCGCGCACUAUCAGUACCUGCCGCACCUUUUUAGUUAUGCUGCUCAUUCGGGUCUGUUGCCACCUCAACCCCGCAACUUAGAUCCUCAGUCACAUACUCUGGUAAGCCAGUUGGUUGGAGCAGAAGACCUUGAACCUCUUGCAACACCAAUGCUGAUUGAAGACGGGUAUAAAGUAACUCAGGCAGAGCUAUUUGCUCUGCUUUGCCGCUUGGCCGAUGAGUUGCUUUUCAGGCAAAUUGGCUGGAUCAAAAAGUUGCCAUUUUUCUGUGAAUUAUCAAUCAAAGAUUACACCUGCUUGCUAAGUUCCACCUGGCAGGAGCUCAUCCUCCUUUCUUCCCUCACUGUCUAUGACCGACAAAUUUUUGGAGAUCUUGCUGAUGUCACUUCAAAGUAUGCGCCAUCUGAUGAAGAACUCCAAAGAUUCAGUGAGGAGGGAAUGGAAGUUAUGGAACGACUAAUCUACCUCUUUAGAAAAUUUCAACAGCUGAAGGUUAGCAAUGAGGAAUAUGUUUGCAUGAAAGCCAUCAACUUUCUCAAUCAAGAUAUUGGGGGCCUGACCAAUGUGUCUCAGUUGGAGCAGUUGAACAAGCGUUACUGGUAUGUGUGCCAGGAUUACACUGAGUUCAAGUACCCGCACCAGACCAAUCGUUUCCCUGAACUCAUGAUGUGUCUGCCAGAAAUACGCUACAUUGCAGGUAAACUGGUCAAUAUUCCUUUGGAACAGCUGCCUCUGCUUUUCAAAGCAGUCCUGCACUCAUGUAAAGCCAACACAAGUAAAGAAUGAGCCAUCAGCCUGUGGCCCUUGAAUUUUCCAUGCCUUACUGCCUCAGGUGAAGAAGGAAUACAGAUGGGGAAUAAAGUUGAUCAAGGUUUGGAGAACAGGGAAAAUGCUCAGAUUGAGAGUGAAACCCUGUAACUCUGACAACAGCUAUAUUUUACUUUAUCUAUUUAUUUCAUGACAGAGUUGAAUGUAUGAUCUUCAACGCAGUGCACAUGCUUCUGUACAAUGCAGUUAAUGCAUUUCCUUGCAGUUUACGGUAUGUAGGGUGUUAUUGUUACAGUAUUGCCAUUUUAGGUCUAGUUGAAUAUUUUAUAUUUUGGGGGGAGGGGGCUGAGAAAAGUUUUGUUUAUUAAGACUACCUCAAUAAUGAGAUGACUAUUUGCGUCUCUCUCCAUUUCAAAUGCCUUAAGGCUAUCACUAAAGUGGUCCAUUCUGGCAAGCUGCUGCCUUGUUACAACAAAUCGGUACUAACUGCAGUCAGAUCGAUUGUAAAAUGUAUUUGCCUCUAUUUCCAGGCUUUGCAAGAGGGUUUAUUGUUAAAUUUUGAUAUGUGUUGUGUGAGCAUCAUUUUUGUAUACAAAUUCAGUUGGGAUCCUGCAGAAGGAUGGUGCAAUAAAGUGCAUCCAGGUGCUGCAACCAGGUUAUUUACAAGCAGUGUUUUUGUUUUCUCUGAGGCAGUUACAGUUGACCUCUAAUUGGAAAAUAUAAUUAAUUUCCUCUUAAGGCUCAUACUUUAUUAAUAUUCCAUUUGAUACUGAUGCAGAUGCUUAGAAAAAGUUUUGCCAUCUUGGAAUAUUUACUGUAAACCAAAAAACCCUGCUCCACAAUACAGGAAUAUUGACGGUGUUAUAUUAUUAACACUGGCCCAGAGCAGACAGGAUUGUCAUGGUCAAAGAUCAAUGGGAGGUCCACCCAUAUGCUUCUAAAAUAAAAACCAAAGAUUUCGUAAACAGGCAAUGGUAAAUAUAUUUUAGGUUUAUUGUGCAUUGUUUCUUUAAAAUUUCAAGCAGUUGUAAAUUAUUUGUAAGUCCUUGCCUAGGGAUAACAUUAUACGGAGCUAAAAUAAGUUAUAAAGUUUUAUUCUCAUUUGACUUUUGGAAACGUGAAGUACAAGGCAGCAUUGCUUUCCAAGGCACGUGCACCUAGAUUUCUUCCCCGUCAACACCAUUUUUUUGUGAGGAUAUUAUCUUUAUUUGACCUACCUUGCCCAUGAGAAAGUAAAGUUGUGUUUUAGACAUGGUAGCAUAGACUAAAUUAAAUUGAUCACAAAAGGGAUCCAAGUGAGAUGGGACUGUUUAUGGGGAAAGAUUGUUUGGCAAGCCUUUUUAUCAUUCUCAAGUCAUUAUCAUGAAGAUUCCUUUGUAAUCUGGUUAACUAGAGUGUUCACCUGUUAGAUGUUUAAUAUGGAUGUAGGCAGAGGGAAGAAAUGGAUUUGUCUAGGAAUACUUGCACAAUUAUGAAAUUCAGAACUACAGUCUCUUUCCUGUAAAUGAUCAAGAUAUUGUACACUAUUUUGUAUACUAUCAUUAUUUUAUGUCAAAGACUCAGCAUAUGUCACUGAAUUAAUUGAAACUCAGUAACAUGGCCAAUUCCUCUCACAGUAUCCAAAUCCACUCAUUGGUCCUUUAAGCUACAUGCCUUGCUGAAAACUUUGAUCAUUACUGAAGUCAAACCUAUUCUUUGAACCUCACCUUUCAGGCAACAAUGAUGCUCUAUCCUGAACCUUCUUCGUUUUACAGUUCUACCUUCUAAGUCUACUCGUGGCUUGGUGGGAGAGUUAUUUCAAUAUUGUUAAGUCAUUGUUCCCUGUGAUCUCAAAGGUUGCCAAGAACCUCUGAAAUUUAACUUUAGUUCCACAAAAUGGUCAUACUUCGUGAGGGAUUAACCUAAUAUAAACUUCUGUGAGUAAUGCUGGGCAAUGAAUUGAUUUACAUUAAUAUUAAACAAAAUAAAAAUCUUAGUGCAUUUACUUGCGGUAGAUGGGAAUUUUGUACGGUGAUAUUCAUGGUUGCAGUUAACUUAUUAAAGUUGUUUCCCAUCGGUGGCCUGCUAACAUAAUUCCAAAAUGUACAUGCUUACAGUAUACACUCCUCAUGUGAAAUAGAUUCUAUACGACCUAUUUUACCUCAGAUGGUCACGGAGGAUUUGUAGGUGCCUUUUUACCUCAAUUUUUAUUUCCCCACUAGUUAAAACGAAACAAGAAAACCUUUUUGUAUGAGGUAUUCUUUCAGCUCCCUAUCCUACUUUGUGAUCACAUUUAUUCAAUCAUUCCUGCAAACAGACUCCAGAUAUGCUCAGUUUAAGGCAAGAGAUUUAUGCCAUUUAUCAAAAUUCUGGACUCUAUUCUGAUAGAAAAUAAUGAAUUGAAUAAGCUAUUGACAUUUUUUUAUAAAAAGCCUCACCUGUAUAAUCAUUGAGUAAAAAUUGGUCAAAACUGUUCAUAAAUUGGCAUGGAAAUGAUUAGGGACAACAAAAAAGUUCACAAAAUGCUCCAAGAAUAGCUAUAAUGCUUUGAGCUUAAUCUGCUUGAAAAUUGACAUACCUGAACUCUUAAAUGCAGGCGUCUUCAUCUUGAUCGUCGUCACAAGUCUUUUAUGGCUUGUUUUAAAACAGGGUAAAGUGAAUGUGUUGUGUUGCAUACGAAAAUUACUCAGGUAUUAUGAUGAAAGUAGAUGAACUAGUUUUAGAAUUAGAUUUUUUUAACCACAAGUAUCAUUCUCUUUUAAAUUGCAAUUGAGGGGAAGGCUGGAUUUUUUAAAUCAGGGAAUUGAAAUUAUUUUUUCGAAAAAACAUGGAUGAUCUGAAACCAGUUUGUCUCUGCACAAUUAAAAAAAAAAAAAGCAAGCUGAAUGUUAAUAGUUUUUUUUAAAUAAAUUUCCCAACAAUGUGGGCAACAUUUGCCAAGUAAGGGUUCAGAAUUAUUAGAUGGUACUUUCCACUCAACACAAUAAUGGGUUUUGAUCUUAAUCACUUUUGUUAGAUUUCCAAUUUCUACCUAAAACUAUUUGCAAGAUGAUUGUAAAAUUUGAUGUGGGUUCCAAGUAAGGCAUCUUCCACAAUUGGAGGUAGGGAUAGUAAAUCAGUUACAAUUCAAAUCAUGAAUCCUGCUUAAUCUCAAUGCUUUCAGCGCUGAUCAUGUAACUGUUCUUUGGCAUUUUGUUCUUCCUUCCCAAUCACAAUGGAAUCAGCUUGUGGAGGCAAAAAACAAUUUGUGUACCCAUUUCUAGUUGUUAAUUAUCAAACACUUGAUCAUUCUAAGAAUUACUUGGUAAAUGUUUAAUACACAUGUUUGAAAACAACCAGCCAGUAAAUGUGAAUUGAUUGAAAUGCAACCAAAACACAGUAUAUGGAACUAAAAGGACUUUGUAUCACUGUGGAAACGCUUCAGAAUGUACACAGCGAGGCAGCACAGUUAGUUUCCAGUUCCAUAUUUUCAUCAAUUCCUUCAAACAUGAUUGUCCAGACCUUCAAAGCAAAAGCCCUCCUUAAACUUGAAAUCUAUUUCUACCUUUUUGUUUUAAUUAUCUUUUACAAGUUUUUUUUGUGAAUGUGGCUGAAAGUAAACCACAAAUAUUAAUUAUAUACUUUUUUUAAUUGAGUUAAAAUUUCAAGUUUAGAUGUUUGUGAAAAUGUAUCUCUUUCUCAGGAUGAUAAGCGGCAAUCAGUCCUGCUGUGUAGCCAGGAGCA